Rosa rugosa (rugosa rose) is the source of this 1673-nucleotide messenger RNA. RefSeq lists its product as uncharacterized. Bases 1 to 1224 code for a protein of 407 amino acids. The transcript has 2 exons. The record is from RefSeq and is a predicted model, not a curated record. NCBI's taxonomy places the organism in Eukaryota, Viridiplantae, Streptophyta, Magnoliopsida, Rosales, Rosaceae. Gene Ontology annotation, molecular function: nucleic acid binding; zinc ion binding.
AUGGUGGAUUUGAUCAUAAGUGACCCUCAGGCUACAGGAGCUACAUCUACAUCUACAUCUGUGGCUCGUGAAGUUGUGAUUGUUCAAAAUGUAACAGAUAACUCAAGCUUUGGCGUCAAGCUUGAUGGCACAAAUUAUCAGUUAUGGCACAAACUUAUGAAGAUCCACAUUCAAGGAAUUGGAAAGUGGAGUUAUGUUAUUGGUAGCACUGCAAGACCUGCUGCAGGACCAAAAGCUGAUGAAUGGGACACGGCAAAUACUAACGUGAUGGGAAUUCUUCUAAAAGCAAUGACUCCAGAGGUAAUGCAGUUAUUUGCUAAUUUUGAUUCUCCCAGAGCAAUUUGGGACUCUGUUGCUGCUACUUAUUAUGAUGGAAGUGACUUUGCCCGUGUUCAUGAAUUAAAUGUCAAAGCUUUCAAAAUAACUCAAAGUGGACAGCCUGUUGCAACAUUUUAUGCAAAUUUGAAGACAAUCUGGCAGGAGCUUGAUCAGAGAAAUCCUAAUCCUAUGACUUGUGAAGCAGACAUCACUACUUACAGGAGUGAGCAAGAUAAGAUGCGUGUUCAUGUCUUUCUUGCUGGUCUCGAUCCUCAUUUCGAAGGGGCAAAGAAUGAGUUAUUGCGUCUUGCAACUCCUCCAACGUUGGAGCAAGCCUUUGCUUAUAUUCGAAAAGAUGAAGCCAACAAAGUUGCUGCCAAGGGUCUUCAUACUGACAUUUCAGUUUUAGCAGUCCAGGCUAGAUCACCUCAAUCUUUGUCUCCUCAGUAUGGGAGUUCAUCUCAUGUUCCAUCUCUAAGUCACUAUCGACCUCAGAGUCAGGUGUACCAACAGAAUAAGAAUUAUAGCCGAGGGCUGGCUCCGGUUAAUAACCAAAUGACUUGCAACUAUUGUAAGGAAGUUGGUCAUUUCAAGAAUGAAUGCCCUAAGCUGCGAAGGUUUAAUUCUAACAAUUCCGGUUGGAGAGGAGGAAGUAAUACUGGAGGAAGUAGAGGUCAGAGAGGCAAAGCAGCAAUCCAAAUGGUGCCAGAACCUGAUUUCUAUGGUGUCGAAGGGCAAGACCUCUCUAAGGGUAAUGUUUCCUUGACUAAGGAAACUCGAGAAUCUAUGCAAUCGGGUGAUCAUGGGCAAGGGAGACCUGAGGGGGAGACUGUUUCAUUUGGAUUGCAUGUACGCAGGACAAACACAAGAACCAGAACAACCUUUAGCCCUGACAUCGAGUUCUGAUCGACUGAGUGAGUUAUGGUUGUGGCACAGGCGUUUGGGUCACCCAUCUUUUGGAGUUAUGAAGAAGUCCAUGCCUUCGUUAUUUUUGGGAAUAAGUGAUUCUAGCUUGCAUUGUGAAACUUGUGCUUUGGCUAAGAGUCAUAGGUCUAGUUAUCCUUCGAGCUUUCAUUCUAGUACUAUGCCUUUUGAGUUAAUUCAUUCAGACGUGUGGGGUCCUUCUAAACAUUCUACCCUUUCUGGAAUGCGAUAUUUUGUGUUAUUCAUCGAUGACUUUACCCGAUUAUCUUGGGUGGUUCUACUUAAGUCCAAAGAUUCUGUCUUCUCUGCCUUUACAGCAUUUCAUAGUCUUGUUCGUACUCAAUAUGAUGCUCAUGUUAAGGUUUUUCGUUCUGAUAAUGGGGGUGAGUUUAUUAAUCAUUCUUUUCAUGAAUAUUUCCAACACCAUGGCA